AUACCGAAAUUCCAUUACCGGCACGACGACAUCACCCAUUUUUCUCCAUCCACCGCCGAACGAACCUUCAAAUCUAUUUAUUUCUCUUUUUCCCAGCCUCUCUACUCGCCGCGUGAUGUGAUGAUCGAUAAUGGCGACGAUCCACCACGUCCAAUUCACGUUCGAAAUCCCUGGGCUUCUUCACUUGGCUUCUUCCUCCGUGCGUUUCCUCCGCCCCUCCGCCGCCGCCUCGCCGUCGCUUCCUCGCCAUCUGCUUAGACGGGCUUCUACGACGUUGUUUCGCGCGAGGUCGUUCUCCACCGCAGGAUCCGGGGAGUCAUUCUCCGUUAAGAUCCCCGAGAAACCGCCGAUUUGCACCGCCGACGAGCUUCACUACGUCUCCGUUGCCGAUAGCGAUUGGCGUCUCGCUCUCUGGCGUUAUUUGCCUCCUCCUCAGGUUCCUGUGAGGAAUCAUCCGCUUUUGCUGUUGUCUGGUGUUGGAACUAAUGCCAUUGGCUACGAUUUAUCUCCUGGAUCUUCUUUUGCAAGAUACAUGUCUGCUCAGGGAUUUGAUACAUGGGUUCUCGAGGUCCGAGGAGCCGGUCUGAGUACACGUGUGUCAGAUCUCAAAGAUGCUCAGCAAUCUGCUCAUGAAGCAUCUGAUCAAAUGGAAUCUACUGCCAGAGUUGCAGCUGAACAAACUUUGUCCAGGCAAAAGCAGGUUACUGAUGUUGUCAAUGGUACAUCAGUCGGUGAGGUAUCGGCUUGGGAUGAAUCAACUCUAGUAUCCAAACUAACCGCAACUUUCAUGCGCUUGUCGGAGAGACUUUCUGGCUUUCUCAGUGAAGGUCAGUCACAAAUCAUGUCUGCUAAGUUGUUUGACCAAAUUGCUAAGCUUUUAGAAGAUUCACAGCUGUUUGAACGCUUUAAUGAGAUAAGAGCCAGACUUUCGAGCUUGAUAGAAUCAAGGCAAAACUCUGGUCUUGCUAACCAAAUCAGAGAUUUGACUCAGCGCCUUGUGAAUGUUCUUGAGGAAGGCCAACGGUCUGUCUCGCCUCAGUUGAUUGAUUUACAAGAGCGCCUCUCUUCAACGAUAGAAGAUUUUCAGAAGCAACUGGACUUGAUAAUUAAAUAUGAUUGGGAUUUUGAUCAUUACUUGGAAGAGGACGUCCCUGCUGCGAUUGAGUAUAUUAAAGCUCAAAGCAAGCCCAAGGACGGUAAGCUUUUAGCGAUUGGGCAUUCCAUGGGGGGCAUCCUACUCUAUGCAAUGUUGUCACGCUGUGCUUUUGAAGGGCGAGAACCUUGCCUGGCGGCUGUUGUGACACUGGCAUCAUCAGUUGAUUACACAACCUCGAAUUCAAGGCUCAAAUUGCUUCUGCCUCUUGCAGAUCCAGCUCAAGCUCUAAAUGUUCCUGUUGUUCCAUUGGGGGCUUUGUUGGCCGCAGCUUAUCCUCUUUCAUCACGUCCUCCUUAUGCGUUGUCUUGGCUUAACGAUAUGAUAUCUGCAGCUGAUAUGAUGCAUCCUGAAUUAUUGCAGAAGCUUGUCCUAAAUAACUUCUGUACCAUACCUGCCAAACUUAUUCUUCAGCUGACAACAGCUUUCCGUGAGGGAGGUCUACGUGAUCGGAGUGGUAAAUUUUACUAUAAGGAUUGUCUUUCCAGAAUCAAUGUCCCUGUCUUAGCUCUAGCAGGUGACCGGGAUUUAAUCUGCCCACCCCAGGCCGUAGAAGAAACUGUUAAGCUACUUCCUCGGGACCGGGCUACUUAUAAGGUGUUUGGAGAACCAGAUGGCCCACAUUACGCACACUAUGAUUUGGUCGGAGGACGACUUGCUGUGGAGCAAGUGUAUCCGUGUAUAAUUGAAUUUCUCUGCCGUUAUGACUGCCUACGCAUGUGAGAGUCGGAAAGGAGAUACAUUGAAACGCUGACACGACCAGAGGUCAAAACCAUACAUUUUGCUUACAUCCGACUUUCUGGAAACAUUGUACUUCAGUACAGGAGGCCGGAUUUCUAGUUAUACACUUAGUAGUUAGGAAAAACUUCUCAAGAAAUCAUGGGAUAUUGUCUAUUGUGAUGAUUUUGUUCAUUUUAUUGUAAUGAUGAGCCAUUUCAUUUUAUUUUGCCUUUUUAAAAAGAAUCUUUGUCAAGUUUUUCUUGUAGCCCCUGCCCCUUUGAGAACGUGUGCUUAAACCUAUCCAUUGAAGCAGUUGUGUAGACAUGGAUUCAGUGGUAUCUUUUCUGUCUUGGAUCGAUCAUAUUACACAACUCUACUUUGCAUACAAGGUGCGGAAGACAGAGAUAAUGGCAAACUGACUUGUCUUGUGAUGGAGUAGCAAGCUCUCUUUUGACAGAGUUUGCCCUUCGACCAUACUGUAAGUCCAUCCCUAACUCUUAUCUUUUUUUUUUAUACAGUCCAAUUCAUA
Messenger RNA from Tarenaya hassleriana, 2402 nucleotides. RefSeq lists its product as uncharacterized. The transcript is spliced from 10 exons. Bases 131 to 1876 code for a protein of 581 amino acids. The record is from RefSeq and is a predicted model, not a curated record. Lineage: Eukaryota; Viridiplantae; Streptophyta; Magnoliopsida; Brassicales; Cleomaceae.